Messenger RNA from Leishmania mexicana MHOM/GT/2001/U1103, 951 nucleotides. RefSeq lists its product as hypothetical. The record is from RefSeq and is a predicted model, not a curated record. The transcript has a single exon. Lineage: Eukaryota; Euglenozoa; Kinetoplastea; Trypanosomatida; Trypanosomatidae. The coding region runs from base 1 to 951 and encodes 316 amino acids.
AUGCAUCGAUUUCGCAGGUUUGCCCCGGUGCACGCGUGGGUAGCCGUGCGCUGCGUCUUUCAGAGUAAGGAGUUUCUGGCGGCGUCCAAGGAGCUGCCCACGACCCCGGAGGGGCGCAACCCGUACGAUGUCCUCGAAGUCACUGUCACCCAGGCUACGACACUUGACGAAGUGUCAAAACAGUUCCGCAGCCUCGUCGUCAAAUAUCACCCCGACAAGCCAGGCGGCUCCACAGAAAAGAUGGCGGAGGUGAACUUGGCCUACAAGAUUGUCAAGGAGAAUCAUGAUGCGGUGCUGCGCCGGAUGAAGGAGGCGGAGUCAACCAUCAAGGCUAACGAGGCAUACCGGCAGCACAAACACGCGCGCGCCAGCCGUGACGAGGAUCUUGGUCGCUCAGGCGGGCUUAACCGCCGCAACUCGCGCGCCGCGCGAGAAGCUGCCGAGUCCACCGGCUUGCGUCGCCCCCGCUCACUGAAAGAGAUCGAGGUUCAGUGGGCCAAGUACAAGGAGGACACAGAGGCAGCGGUAAAGAGCAUGUGCAAUCGCUAUGAGAUGGCUAUCCAGCAGGGAAAGUUCUUCCGCAAGUCAGCGACGCUGAACGAGAUCACGGUACGCGAACGCUGGCUGCGCAAGUCGUUUGUGAAGGGCAUCUGGGAGGAUGUACAUGAGCUUCGCGGGGAGUUGCUUCGUCGAGGUACCCGCAGCGCUCAGCAAUCCGAGCUAGCAGAGGAGAUGGUUAGCUUUGCCUCCACGACGCAGCGGAAGCUGAAUGAGAAUUUUCAGCGACUGACACAAGAGAGUGUGCAGUUGCAGUCCCGCAUGUUAGUCGAGCGCGCCUUCUUCAUUGUGUGCUCGGUAAUCUUGCUGGUGAAGGUGUGGAGGUGGUUUGUUGGCUUUACCUUCAACAACACGCUCACCGUGAAGCUCAAGCGUGGCUUCCUCUCACAGUAA